Oncorhynchus masou masou (cherry salmon) is the source of this 1337-nucleotide messenger RNA. It is a transcript of the gene prkag3b, whose product is annotated as protein kinase, AMP-activated, gamma 3b non-catalytic subunit. The record is from RefSeq and is a predicted model, not a curated record. The transcript has 13 exons. Bases 136 to 1149 code for a protein of 337 amino acids. Gene Ontology annotation, biological process: protein phosphorylation; regulation of catalytic activity. Lineage: Eukaryota; Metazoa; Chordata; Actinopteri; Salmoniformes; Salmonidae. Gene Ontology annotation, molecular function: protein kinase regulator activity; AMP binding; protein kinase binding. Gene Ontology annotation, cellular component: cytoplasm; nucleus; nucleotide-activated protein kinase complex.
UCUCAGGGACUGGAGCACAGUUGGAUCAUGCUCAGGAGGUGACACGAGCAGCCCAAGUAAAACCGUCUCUCUCUCAGCCUGCUCCGUCCACUCCUCUCCCUCUAUCCAGCCCAGCCUCUCUUCAGCCUCAGAGCCAUGGAGUCUUCCCAUGAGGUCCCCUUCAUGGAUGGUCUCACUAUGAAGGAGAUAGCCCCAGCCUCGGCCCCAGAUGCCAACGUCUACACCAAGUUCAUGAGGGACCACUGCUGCUACGACGCCAUUCCAACCAGCUCCAAACUCGUCGUCUUCGACACCACCUUGCAGGUAAAAAAAGCUUUCUUUGCUCUGGUGGCGAACGGUGUUCGGGCGGCGCCUCUGUGGGAUAACAAGCUGCAGUGUUUUGUAGGUAUGCUGACCAUCACAGACUUUAUCAACAUUCUCCACCGGUAUUGGCAGUCUCCUCUGGUAGAGAUCUACUAUAACUGUAGAGAGGAAUUGCUGAAGUACUCCAACCAUACUCUGAUCAGUAUCACACCUGACUCCAGCCUUUUUGAUGCCAUCUAUUCUCUGCUGAAGUAUAAGAUCCAUCGGCUGCCUGUGAUCGACCCAGAGUCUGGCAACGUCCUGCACAUCCUCACCCACAAACGCAUCCUCAAGUUCCUGCAUAUCUUUGGCACCAUGAUCCCGAAGCCUCGGUACCUCCAGAAGAGGAUUGAGGAGGUGGACAUUGGAACAUUUAAACAGAUUGCUACUGUCCGGGAGACAGACACGGUGUACGACGCCCUGGCCAUCUUCGUACAGCGGAGGGUUUCCGCUCUGCCAGUGGUCAAUGAGGAGGGGAAAAUCAAGGCCCUGUACUCCAGGUUUGAUGUGAUUAAUCUGGCCGCUCAGAAGAACUACAAUAACCUGAACAUGACCAUGCAGGAGGCGAUCAGUAGCAGGGCCUGCUGUGUGGACGGGGUGCUGAAGUGUUACCCUCACGAGACUCUGGAGACGAUCAUCGAUCGUAUUGCUAAGGCAGAGGUCCACCGUCUUGUGCUGGUAGAUAAAGAUGACGUGGUGGGGGGAAUCGUCUCGCUCUCUGACCUCCUCCAGGCCCUGGUCUUGACCCCGGCAGAGAUUUCACGAAGAGCUCAAACUCUGACCACUGAAGACAAAUUGGGACACUAAUAAUGAAUGAAGACAGAAACUCUGUAAAUAUUUUUUUGAUUGUGCUCGAUAACUUUAAAAUGCUUUUUAAAAUGUUUAUUAUUUUCUGCAGGAUAACACCAAUACAUUCAUAUUUUUAUAUUCAUACUUGUGUUUGUUUAGUACUUGUUUGUAUACAUUUUUUUUUAAAAUAAUGUACAUUUUUAUAA